AAUCUCAUAACAAUUUAAUAAGUCCCUCCCUCCAACAACGAUAAUGGAGCUAUCAUCUUCAUGCUUAUCAUCUCCUACAACUCUUCCUCGUUCGCGUCCUUUCACUACUCAAUUCCACCCUACCAUUAAAUCCUACCUCCGUUUCCGGCGAAACCUUGCCACCACCGCCACUCUAUCCACUGCAGCUUCCACUCCCUCACUCUACUCUGCCACCCGACAAGGACUUGACGCCGUUAACAUUGCCGAAGAUGUCACUCAGUUGAUUGGUAAUACACCUAUGGUAUAUCUGAAUAAAGUUACAGAAGGAUGUGUAGCAACCGUUGCUGCAAAACUUGAGUCCAUGGAGCCUUGCCGAAGUGUCAAGGACAGAAUUGGCUAUAGCAUGUUAUCUGAUGCCGAAGAGAAUGGAGCAAUUUCUCCGGGGAAGACUGUUUUAGUUGAACCAACAACUGGAAAUACAGGACUUGGCCUUGCGUUUGUUGCAGCAACUAAGGGGUAUAGAUUGAUAGUCACUAUGCCUGCUUCUGUUAAUAUUGAGAGAAGAAUCCUUUUACGCGCAUUUGGUGCAGAGGUUGUUUUGACUAAUGCAGAGAAGGGGCUGAAAGGGGCUGUUGACAAAGCUGAAGAAAUUGUCUACGCCACACCCAAUGCUUACAUGUUCGGACAGUUUGAUAACAGGAAUAAUACAAAGAUCCACUUCGAAACUACAGGGCCAGAGAUAUGGGAGGAUACCAUGGGUAAUGUUGAUGCAUUGGUUGCUGCUAUUGGAACUGGCGGCACUGUUACAGGCACUGGACGUUAUCUGAAAAUCAUGAACAAAAAAAUAAAGGUGGUUGGGGUGGAACCUGCAGACAGAAGUAUAAUCUCAGGAGACAAUCCAGGUUUCAUACCAAGCAUUUUGGAUGUCAAACUGCUUGAUGAAGUCGUCAAGGUUACCAAUGUUGAAGCUAUUGAAAUGGCUAGGAGAUUAGCACUAGAAGAAGGAUUACUGGUUGGGAUUUCAUCUGGAGCUGCAGCAGCUGCUGCCAUAACUUUAGCAAGACGACCCGAAAACUCUGGAAAACUUAUAGCGGUUAUUUUUCCUAGUUCUGGUGAGAGGUAUAUUUCCACUGCCCUCUUCAAUUCUAUCUAUGAAGAGGUUCAGAGAAUGUAACAGUUAGAUUUUCCCUUAAUAAUGUGGACAAAUGCCAUUUGGAAAUUGGAGCUGCUCUGAUGGCACCAUUCAAGAAUGAAACUGCCUUAUGAUUUGUAUAGGUAUCAUCACACAGUAUGUGUCAAGAUUAAAAUCAGAUGUAAAUGCUGUAAAGUUUUUCAUCAUUGGAAGUUUUGCAUUAGAUGCAUCCAUUUGGACAAGGAAACGGUUCUUGAAGCUGAGUUCACAUUGGAUACGGAAGGGGACUGACUUGAUGUACAAUGUCUUUUUGUUUUGGUACUGGUAAUCUAGCGUGGCCUUGCAUCCUAUAAUUUUUUUCAUUAUUCUUUAAAUUUCCUUCUUCUUCCUCAGUCAUCCAUGAUGAAAAGUACUCCAAUGUUUUACAGGUUUUUUUUGACAUUUUUUAUAUUUGUUAUAUAUAUCCCAAAAAUGUACCAUAUGUGAUACAAAAAAUAUUGACUGAUGAAUGAAGAUAGUAUGGUUGAUGACUUGACGGUGGUA
Messenger RNA from Cicer arietinum (chickpea), 1654 nucleotides. Its product is annotated as S-sulfo-L-cysteine synthase (O-acetyl-L-serine-dependent), chloroplastic. The record is from RefSeq and is a predicted model, not a curated record. Gene Ontology annotation, molecular function: cysteine synthase activity. Lineage: Eukaryota; Viridiplantae; Streptophyta; Magnoliopsida; Fabales; Fabaceae.